Molecule: messenger RNA, 2672 nt
Organism: Thermothielavioides terrestris NRRL 8126
Lineage: Eukaryota; Fungi; Ascomycota; Sordariomycetes; Sordariales; Chaetomiaceae
Exons: 2
Coding region: 127-2586 (819 amino acids)
Biological process (GO): chorismate biosynthetic process
Molecular function (GO): shikimate 3-dehydrogenase (NADP+) activity; 3-dehydroquinate dehydratase activity; 3-phosphoshikimate 1-carboxyvinyltransferase activity
Source: RefSeq, a predicted model, not a curated record
CGACGCUAUCGGGUUGCGCUAGGACUGUCAAGCCACCGCGCAUGUGGGAGAGAGAGUGCGAGAGAGAGUGUGUGUGCUAGCGAGCGUCAGACGGCGCAUCUCUGGCGCGCGUACCCGAACCCAACCAUGGCCCCGCCCAGGAACGAGCGCAUCUUCGAGCCCAAUGCGUCCAUCGUGCUCGUCGGCUGCCGCGGGGCAGGGAAACGCACCCUGGGCUUUAUGGGCGCACUGCACCUGCGACGCCGCCUGGUGACAGAGGACCACUACUUUGAGAAGGUCACGGGGCUGACCCGCGGCCAGUACCUCGCCAAACACGGCAGAGAGCUCUUUGCGCGCCAGAACAUCAACGUGUUCAAGCGCAUGCUGGACAUGAACCGGACCGGGUGCAUCAUUGAGUGCGGCAUGGCCAGCCUCAGCGACGAGGCCCAGGACGUGCUGCGUGAGUACGCGAGGACGCACCCCGUGGUGUACAUCCACCGCGAGAAGGAGCAGAUCGCCAAACUCAUGGAUGCCGCCGACGCCCAGCAGCUGCUCGAAGCGGACCGCACACAUCGGAAUUGCUCCAACUUUGAGUAUUUCAACCUCUACGACCCUUCCCCCAGCUCCGCCCCUUCGUCCGGGGGGACCUCCGGCACAAGCACCCCGAUCAACGGAGAGCAACCUGGGCCCUCGAAACUGCUCUGCGUGCAGGAGGACUUCGCGCGCUUCCUCGACAUCAUCACGGGACGUGGCGCAACCAAGGCGUGGCUGGAGAGCCCCUUUUCCGUCGCUGCAAUCCCGCCAGAAUACCGCUCCUACUCAUACGCCCUCCGGCUCCGACUCUCUUAUCUGAUGGACAUGGACCUGGAGUGGGAGGACUUCGAGGCCAAGGGAGACUGCGUCGAGCUGAUCAUUGACCACUGGCCCGACGAUCUCUGCGGUGUCAUUGCGCGGCAGGUAGCCUUGAUCAGGAGGAAACUGGGCGUUCCUAUCAUCUACCACGUCGAAGAAGACCCCCGCGGAGAACGACGGCGGCCGCCAGAGGAGAAGAACGCCAUGGAUUCGGAGUUGCUGGAGCUGGGUCUCCGGCUCGGCGUCGACUACAUCAGCGUUGACCUGCAGCGCGACGAGGCUUUGGUGCACCGCGUGUUGCAGCGGCGGGGGCGAUCGAAGGUCAUUGGAAACUACUGGUACAUGGGCUUACACGCGCUCCCAUGGCCGGACGAGAGGCAGAUGGAAAACUAUAGGCGCGCGCAAGCUCUCGGCUGCGAUGUGGUUCGGCUGGUCCGGUUUUGCACCAACGACAGCCCGGUCGAGUUGCUGGAGGAUUUCAAAAGGCGCGUGCAAGAAACCAUCCCUGACCCGAAACCGCCGCUCGUGGCGUACGACAUCUCCGUGCUGGGGGUCAGGACCCCCUUGCAGACGCGGAUCCUAGGGCCGGUGAAACACCCUGACAUGGAGAACGACCGAGACCACCUCGCCACAGUAUCCAACACGCCCCAGUGCAUAGAGAUGCUCUUCCGCCAAUUCCUGCUCGACCCGCUGCAGUUCUACGUCCUCGGCGCCAACGUCUCGUACUCCCUGUCGCCGGCCAUGCACCACGCGGCCUACGAUUCCUCGCUGAUGCCGCACACCUUCCAAGCCGUGGUCUGCUCGACCCUCGACAGCCUCAACCAGAUCUGCUCUGCCGACACAUUCGGCGGAGCCUGCCUCACGGCGCCCUUCAAGGUCGCCAUCAUGCCGCACCUCAAAGUCAAGAGCCACCACGCGACCGUCAUCGGCGCCGUCAACGUGCUGCUGCCGCUGCGCGGCCGCACGAGCGCCAUCCUCGACCACGCCAACUCGCGCAACAAGGCCGGCCCUGUCCGCGAGUUCUUUGGCGACAACACCGACUGGAGCUCCAUCCUGACCUGCCUGCGCCGCGCCAUCAGCCCGCGCAACCACGUGCAGCCGUCCAGGACGACCGGCCUGGUCAUCGGCGCCGGCGGCAUGGCCCGCGCCGCCAUCUACGCACUGUACCAGCUCGGCUGUCGCAACAUCUUCAUCUACAACCGCACCGUGAGCCACGCCGACGCCGUGGCGCGCCACUUUAACGAGUGGGCUGCCUCUCAGGCCGCCGCCGUCGCCGCGGCGGCGACUGCUAACGGCACCGCAAACGGCGGCGGCGGCGGCGGAAGCCCCGGAAUGAACGCCGCAUCUCCGUCCAAGGACGUCUGCCACGUCCUGCCCUCCCUGACUACCCCCUGGCCGCGAAAUUACCAGCUGCCCACCAUGGUCAUCUCGUGCGUCCCGGCGACGAGCGUCGACUCCAACCCGCCGGCGGACUUCGUCAUGCCGCUGGACUGGCUGCGCAGUCCGACCGGCGGGGUCGUGGUGGAGCUGGCCUACGAACCGCUCGUCACGCCGCUCGUCGCCCAGAUGCGCGCCGUCAGGGCCAACAUGUGCCCAUCCUGGGUCGUCGUCGACGGGCUCGAGGUCGUCGCCGAGAUGGCCAUCGAGGCCUUCGAGCUCAUGACCGGCCGCCUGGCGCCCAAGCGGCUGAUGAAAGAGGUCUGCCGCAAGACUUGGGAGGGCCAGCAGCAACAGCGGCGGCGCGGCUUGCCGUGAGCACGGCGGGUGGUGGGUGGUGGGUGUUUGGUUUGGUGGGGCGGUUGAUGGUUGGGUUGGGUGGGAUGGAUACCCGGUGUUGGGAA